CUUUUACAGCAUGUUUAAAAGUGACGAGACCUCCUUGGCUCUCACCUGCAGAUCCACUCACCUGUUUUCUUCCGUGAACUGUUAAGAGCCUAAACACUGCAGCAAUGCCUCCUCCUGGUGUGUGUCUGAACAUUAUGGAGGCUCGUCAGAAGCAAAAAGGUUUUGGGAGCUUCGCCAACCCUGACAAUUUCCUCAACCAAGACUACAAGCAGCUGAAACAAUACUGUGUCAUCAAAGGACUAAGGUACAUCGACGAAAUGUUCCCCCCUGACAGGAUCUCCAUCGGCGAAGGGAUACUGAGCCCCUCUGAGCUGGACCGCGUGGAGUGGCUGAGACCAAUGAAAAUUGCUCCUAAUCCAGACUUCAUACUUGACGGCAUCUCAAGGUUUGACUUUGGUCAAGGAAUACUUGGAGACUGCUGGUUUCUUGCAUCUAUCGGAGCUCUGACGUUCCAGCAACACAUCCUUGAACAAGUUGUCCCUAUUGACCAAACAUUUAAUGAGAAAUACUGCGGGCUGUUCCACUUCAGGUUCUGGAGAUUUGGAAAAUGGGUGGAUGUCAUCAUUGAUGACAAGCUACCAACAAUCAAUGGGAGACUAAUCUUCGUUCACUCCAAAGACCAAAAUGAGUUCUGGCCCGCUUUGAUGGAGAAAGCUUAUGCCAAAGUGUGUGGUUCCUAUACCGACAUGAUUGCUGGGACUCCCGCGGAGGCCAUGAUGGACUUCACAGGUGGCAUUCACAUGUGUAUCCAGCUGUCGGAUCCCCCUGCGAACCUGUGGGAGCUGAUGUGCAGAGCUGGCCAAUUAUCGUCACUGAUGGGCUGUGGUACACCUCAAGGGGAGACACCUGCCAACAACAUAUUGCCCAAUGGAUUGGUCCAAGGCCAUGCUUACACGGUCACGGGUGUGAAACAGACAAUCAGCCGAGGGAAACAAGUAAACCUGGUGCGUUUGUGGAACCCCUGGGGCAAAGGAGAGUGGAAUGGAGACUGGAGUGAUCUGUCAUCUCUGUGGCAAACUGUGAGUGCCAAAGAUCGUGAAAUGUGCCUUUCAGUUGCUGAUGAUGGAGAGUUUUGGAUGACCCUGGAGGACCUCUGUAAGUUCUACAUCGAUCUGGACAUCUGCUCCCUAAGUCCCGACUUCCUUGAUGGAAACACCUCUAGUCACUGGACGACCACCAUGUAUGAGGGCAGAUGGGUUGCAGGAACAACUGCUGGAGGAUGCGUUCAGAAUAAAGACAGUUUCUGGACUAAUCCACAGUAUCGGAUCAAGAUUGGAGGUGACUAUUUGGGGAAAGAUGGCAACAAAAAUGUGCUGUUAUCGCUCAUGCAAAAGCACGACAAGCGGAACAGACACCUGACCCAAAAUCUCCACAUUGGAAUCUCUGUAUUUGAGGUAACACUACAGCACAAGGCUCAGAAGGGGAAGUUCCCGGCAUCUUUCUUCAGCCAGCUUCCUGUUGCCCAUACUAAAACCUACAUGAAUGGACGUGAGGUGAUCGAGUACCUCAUGCUGAAGCCUGGCGAAUACCUGAUCGUGCCAUCCACCUUCAGUCCCCAUGAGACAGCCUCCUUCCUCCUGACCAUCAUCACCAAGGCAGAGAGCCAUAGCUAUGAGAACUCCGGUGACCUAAACAACAAUGUGCCGGUUGAAACGCCCAAAAAGACCACAAAUGCGCAAGAUUACAACGACAAGAAAACCUUUUUCCGCCAGUACUCUGACAAGUAUGAAGAAGUGGGUGCUGAGCAGCUCCAGAGACUUCUAAAUGAAAAAAUCCUGAAAGGAGACUUGAAAUCUGGAGGCUUCAGCAUUGAUGCCUGUCGCAGCAUGGUUGCUCUGAUGGAUACAUCAAUCACUGGCAAACUGAAUGGUGAGGAAUUUGUUCGUCUGUGGAAUAAGAUCGUCACAUACAAGGACAUUUUCUUCCUCACUGAUGUUUCACGAACUGGAACACUGUCAUUGAGUGAACUGAGGAAUGCUUUUGAAGCUUCAGGAAUGAGGAUCAAGGAUGACAUGCUCAAUUUGAUGGUGCUGCGCUACGGUGCCACCUCUGGUCACAUGACCCUGGAGAGUUUCAUCAGUCUCAUCCUUCGCUUGCACUGCAUGUACAAAAUCUUCAAACAAUUGUCUGAUGGAAAAGACAUGAAUCUUCGAGAGUCAGAGUGGAUGUACAUUUCAAUGUACACUUAACUCAACAAAGAAGAUGGACGUCACAAUUCAAGUGGAAAUACAGCAAUAGAUAUUUCUGAAAAAUUGUUUACUUUCAUUUAAAAAACUGCAUGACGGAUGGUGAGGGGCAAAUGGUAAAUGGGCUUGUACUUGUAUAGCGCCUCUCUAGACUUCUGACCACUCAAAAUGCUUUAACGUUACAUGAUAAAAUAUGUACUCUGCUGCAAAUGAGUAAUUACUGUGACUAAAAGGGUAUUACACAAUAAUGUGAAAACACAA
Anoplopoma fimbria (sablefish) is the source of this 2447-nucleotide messenger RNA. Its product is annotated as calpain-1 catalytic subunit-like. The record is from RefSeq and is a predicted model, not a curated record. Lineage: Eukaryota; Metazoa; Chordata; Actinopteri; Perciformes; Anoplopomatidae. Gene Ontology annotation, cellular component: cytoplasm. The transcript is spliced from 21 exons. Gene Ontology annotation, biological process: proteolysis. Gene Ontology annotation, molecular function: calcium-dependent cysteine-type endopeptidase activity; calcium ion binding. The coding region runs from base 105 to 2189 and encodes 694 amino acids.